GCGAAAUAUCGUGAAGGGUUUCUUCUUCACGAUAUUGCACGGCUGAAGGAUAAGCCAUUCGGCCCUUGCGGCACCUCUGUCUUUUUAGGCAAUGGGUGACGAUAAGCAAGGGGCGCAGGUCCGGCUCAAGGGGGAAACCUUUUUGUGCUGGACCGGAGCCUGGGAUGUCCUGGACAAGGACCUCGAAUUCCAGGCUCAGGACCAACGUCCGACUAAUAAUCUAAAAAGCAAGACCGCUUUUGAGACGGGGUACGCUCGUCCUUCCCCUGCGGGAGGAAAAUACGAGUACUCACGGGUUGGCGAGCAAUUCGCCAUACCCAAGCUAAGUCUCAGUCCGAAUCAGACGAACUACUGCAAGGACGUCAGUGACGAGGCUUUGUACGAGAUCGCGCGACGGAGUCAACAAAAGUUCGAGAGCGAUCAAAUGGAGAGGGUUGCUCGGUACGCGGCGGAGCACGGAGUCGAUGUGCCUGGCACGGGUGGUGUGAGGGGAGGAGAGGUGGGGCGGCAGCCCGUGGAGGGAGCGUUAGGAGGGGUCGGGAGAGAUGGUGGAGGUGGAGACACGGAGGAGGGCGCGAUCGACGUCGAUCGCGAGGCGCGUGUCCCGGGCGAGAAGGGAGUCCCGGGACACGAGGACGUGCCUGAGGUUUAUCCAGGCACUGGGGAGAGGAUGGAGGAUUUUUUGAGGCGAGCAGCCAACGGACCUGUAGGGGAGGGUUCUUCCAAGAGGAAGGAAGGUGGAACAGAUCCGGUUGCCGCCCCAGGUGGGAAGAGGCUUCGCCAGCAGAAGGUCACUGACGUCUACGGUGGCGAGUGCGUUGCUCGCCACAAGAAGACAUUCCUUCGCUGGCUCUAUUCCAGCGGGGUCCCCUUCAAUGCCUUCCGCAACCAGGCUUGGAAGGCAUACCAGCAGGUCCUUCUUGAGCAGCCUGGCAGUUCCCCGCGCGCUGUGUUCCCCAGCCACAGCGAGAUUGCGAGUAUGCAGGCGGUGGAGACCCACCGUGAGGAGCUGGCGGAGGAGUUGGAGGAGGUGAGGCAACCAUUUUGGAUCACUGGUGCCACCCUCCUCUCCGACGGGAGGAAAUCACAAGACGGGAGACCGAUCGUGAAUUUCCUUGCCGCCGGCUCGCGAGGGGUCGUCGUCUAUACGACGAUCAAUCGCAAGGGCGAGCCGGACGAUGCAGUGCACGUCCUUCGGAGAUGGGUGACCAUCUUCCACGAGUUUAGUUUCGGCGGCCCGCAGCGGGUCAAUGCGAUAUGCACAGACUCCGCAUCGGCGUACGUGGGGGCUGGGAGGGCAUUGGCCUCGCAUUGGACUCCGCAUCGGCGUACGUGGGGGCUGGGCAGGAGGAUCACUUGGCUUCCGUGUUCUGUCCAUGUCUGCAACAAAUUGUUGUCAGACAUGGGGACGAGUUGCGACGCGUUUGUGGACGCGAUUACACGCGCUCGUGUUCUGGUGGUGUUUUUCAAAACCCACCAGGCCGCCCUUUAUUUCUUUAGGAAGCGCAACCCCAACAAGGGGUUUGUGCUUUCUUGCGAGACGCGGUUCGCGCCUGUUUAUUCUAUGUUGGAGAGAUUGUUGGCCCUGCAGGACGCUCUGCAGGCGAUGAUGCGAGGGGAUGACGGGCGGGAGUUUGCUUCUAUACCGUGGUCCGCCGAUGUGUGCAACAUGGCGCGUUGGGUGCGCCGACAGAUCAGAUGGGAGCCUUGGUGGCACACGAUGGCCACCAUAGUCCACAUCAUGCAGCCCGUCAUGGAGCUGCUUAGGCGGAUGGAUCGUGGGGGGCAGUACAUGUCCCUCAUGAUCGAGUGGACACAGGAUCUUGUCCGCCGUGUCACUGAUGCAUGCGCUCCUUUGGGGAGGGUUUUUGCUGACUGCAUCAUCAGGCGUGUGCAGGCUCGCACACAGCACAUGCUGGAGCCUGCUCACUGCGUGGGGUUCUUACUGAACCCCCGCAGGCGACAUGUUGAGUACUUUUCGGGCGAGGUGAGGGAUUACCCUCGUUGGCUUGUAAGGCAAGCCAAGAGGUACAUUUUGACGCAGACGGGUUACGAGGAGGAUGGUGUGGAGUACAUCAUUGCAUGUCGGCAGUUUGAGGACUUCCACAUGCAGCAGGGCACAUUUGGGGAUUGGGGAGGGGAGGAGGGGCGUGCUCGUGGGCGUGCUUGCAGCGGCGACAGGGAGACAAUUGAGUGCGCGUCCUGGUGGUCUCAGUACGGGUCUGGCGCGCCUGAGUUGCAGCGCUGCGCUCUUCGUGUGAUGCACAUGUGGUCUUGCGCCUCUCCAGCAGAGAGGAACUGGGCAGUCCACGAAGGCAUUCACACGAAGAAGCGCAACCAGUUGGCCUUUGAGAAGGUCGUUCAGCUCGUUGAGAUCACCGCGAAUGUGCGGUUGUCGGAGUAUCGGCGGGCUGGGUGCGGUUAUGUGCUGCCAUGGCAGCGGGACGAGGGCAUGCUAGACUGUCAGGGCGGAUUGGAGUUGGAGCCAGUGCGCACGGGCACGCGCAGGGGGAUGACGCCGGAGGAGAUUGCCCGUCAGGUUGCGCUUAUCACCAAGGAUCCCAUCGAGGUCUCCGCACCACCCGCCGCUGAGGCCGUAUUUGGUAGACGUGCUUCCAUUUUCCGUCCUUACCCCAGGGAGGAUGAUUCCGACGAGGAGCCGGUACCCGAGGCAGCGGACGACCCCGCGCUCCGCAUUCCCCGUGAGAUCGACGAGACGCACCUGAAUCCCGAAGAGGACACCAGGGCGCAUACUGCACGACGGGACGCUGACAGGGCAGAGAGGGAGAUGAUGGGGGGAGAGGAGGAGUUGUGGGGACCGUUCGGGGAGGUCGCUUCUACGGGCAACACAGGAGCGCGGGCGACGAGCCCCGCUCCGACGAGGCAGGAGUCGUCCAUGCCGCCACCUUCUGCUCCAAGUCCUGCACCGCCAUCGCCCGUCGCGCCAUAUGAGCCGACCACAGUAGCAAAGGACACAGAGGAGUUGGCGUCCUCUUUGCCUCAGCGCGGACUACUCCACAGAGGCGGGGCAGUCCGACAACUGAGGUUACGAUCACCUUCUCUGGGGGUCUUGCAGAAGGAGGGGGGACCGUCGGCAGCAGCAGUGGAGGGGGAGAUGACAGUGGAGGGGGGAUUGGAGGGCACGACGAUUGCAGGUGUGGUGGACCAGAUAACUGUAGCAGCAGCGACUUCAUUGCUAGAGGAGAUGGCAGCUUCAGUGUUGGCGGAGGAGGCACCAGCGCCAAGGGGAGCAGAUGCAGUGGAGGGGCAGGCGGGAGUAGCUGGAGGAGCAGCGGGAGGAGCAGCGGGAGGAGAAGCUGGAGGAGCAGCUGGAGGAGCAGCUGCACUGGAUGGGCUUGUGGCUGCAGCAGCAGGAGCAGCUGGAGGAGCGGAUGCAGUGGAGGGGGGAAUGCCAGGAGCAGUGGAGGAGGAGAUAGGGGCACAGGCGGAGGUGUCGCGUGGGGGCGGCGACGAGCGCCUCAUGCAGCAGUUCCUCACGGAGCAGUACGAUCCGGUCAUGGCGGGUAUGACCCCAGGACGGCGGCGAGACGAGGGUGUGGGUGACGCACGAUGUGUGGUCCGGGAGACAACGACAGGUCUAGUCGUUCCGUUCUCGGGCCUGCACUUGGCUCAGGGCCGACAGUCGCAGCCGGUGUCGGUGGCAGUGCAUGGUGUGCCACUGCCCAUUAUCACGGAUUUGGGGUCCGAGCCGGUGGUUGCGCCACCGCGUCUUCCUAGUCACUUUGCUCCGCAGGAGGUCCGCCGUCCUUUGGAUGCAGACGAGUUGGCGAGAGAGGCUGUCCGCGAUGUGACUCGCCUGGACCGGCGGGUCUUUGACCAGAGGCUACAACAUCCACCAUGGCAGGCGAUCCCUCCAGUUCCAUGGGGUCCUGCGUCGCCGGUGUGGUCUGGGUCUACCUCCACCGGAGCACGUACGACGGGAGAUGUUCCAGGGGUUUCAGGUGGCGUCGUGGAGACGGCGCCACGUACACGAGACAUGCCACCCCCUCCUCCUAGACCACCUGUAGCUGAUCCGUCAUCGUCGCCCACAGGCAAAGGCUCUCGAUCUCCACACACGCCUGGGAGGUCUAGGAUUCGAGACACUACAGCCGUUGUGGGGGACGUGAGUGACACAGCGUUGUUCAGGAGGACAGACAUAGAUUUGGAUUCCACCCGCCGUGUCACGGAGCACACUGCACGUCUACAGCCGGGUUUGGGACCCCGCGGCUGCAGGAUGACCGCAGCGAGGGAGGUGGCAGCAUCAGGUUGUGAGCCUCAGCGAGGUCGUGGUAGAGGAGUGUCCGUCGAUAGCUUGGAGUACGCUCUGAUGACAGCGACGCGUGCCGUACAUGAGCAGACUCCACACAAGCGCGGAGUGCCUCCUCGUCCACGCCCCGUGCCCGCAGAGGGAGGAGAUGCACUUGGAGAGACUUCGGGGGCAGAGGGGUUGGGGAUGCCUCGUGGAUCGCACCGUAAGCAGACGGUUACAGAGGCUAGUGCGAGGGUUGUUGUGUUGAGGAAGGCAGGAGCCCCUGUCACCAUCGAGGAGGAUGAUCCUGAUACAGAUGUGGCAGUGCGGGAGGAGGACGAGGACUAUGAGGGCGAGGAGGAGGGAGAGGAGGAGAGCGAGAGAGGUUCUGAUGGUGACUACGACCACGAUGAGCACAAGCCCCCACCUGCCCCACCGAAAGAGGCUGAACUGCGGGCCCAGGAGGAGAAACUCCGCCAACAGGCCCAGGCAGUUGAGUCUUUGAAGGCUGAGCUGAAGAAGAAGGAAGAAGCAGCUCAGAAGGAGGCUAGGAGAAAACUUCUGAUUGCAGAUGUGGAGAAGGAGAAGAAGAAGCAUAAGUUAGAGCUCAUCCUACUUCGACCCUCUAUCCUAGGAGCCAAGAUCAAAGGGCUUUUAGACUGUGGGGCUACUCGCAACUUCAUCUCUCCCAAGGCAGUCAGCAAGCUGCACUUGGAUCAAAGGGAUUACCUUCAUUCUCGAUUGGAUAUGACAUCUGGUCGUCAUCCUGAAGCCAAUGGACAGCCUGAAGUGAUGAACCAGAUUCUGUUCCAAUUGCUACGUGCAGUGAUCAGUCCAGAUCAACAGGACUGGGAUCUCCAUUUGAGUCGUGCACAGCUUGUGUACAACACGUUUGUACACUCCUCUACCGGCUUCACACCCUACCGGUUGCACUGGGGUCGUGAGCCACGGCAGGCUCUCGAUGACAUCAUUGACAAGGCUACACCUACGUUGACGCCUGGAACUGCAGAGUUCACCAGACGUUACCGUGUCGACGUUGAGCGCGCCCGUGCUAACCUGUUGAAGACCCAAAAGGCAAUGAUUCAGCAGGCCAAUAAGCACAGACGUCCCUCUACUAUUCGCACCGGUGACUGGGUGUGGGUACUCAGUUGUGAGCUAUCACGGGAGGAGGACAUAUCGCCUAAGUUGUUGCCACGAUACAUGGGUCCAUGGCAGGUCUUAAAUACAGUGGGAGCCGAUCCAUUUGGACCAUCGUACACAGUGGAUGUCCCUCUGCAUCUACAAACCUGCCCUGUCUUCCAUGCAUCUAAGUUGUUGCCGUUCACGCCCGCUGAUGCGUUCCCAGACAGGCCUCCUCAGUUCGGGCCCCCUAUCCCUGGCAAAGGGUAUGAGGUCGAAACUGUGGAGGAUGAGUCAGGUUCCAAGGCAACGCCUUGGACCAGAUCAUCGCAGGAUUCCAGAAAACCAUCCUGGGCAUUAUUUGGAGCCCUCAUGAUCCGAGCCUUAUUGCUUCAAAUGGGUCUGAUCAGGUUGUUAGAAUCUGGAACGUUGAGACUGAAGCAGAGUGCCACGUCAGCAGUGCAGAUCAGUUGUGCCACGUCAGCAGUGCCACGUCACAGUGCCAAGUCACAGUACCAUGUCAGCAGUGCCACGUCACAGUACCACGUCAGCAGUGCCACGUCACAGUGCCAGAUCAGCAGUGCCACGUCCGCAGUGCCAGAUCAGCAGUGCCACGUCCGCAGUGCCAGGUCACAUUGCCACGUCAGACAUAGUGCCACUGCCACAUCAGCAGUGACACGUAAGCAGCAUUGCCACGUCAGCAACAUGACGGGCCUGCCAGGCCAAUUGGCCAAUGAGACCAUUGCCGCCUACAAGCAGCGUUGCCUGGCUCAGAUAGAGGCUGAGGAACAACGCCUGCUGGCAGUCGAGGCUGCCCGCAUACAAGCUGAAGAGGCAGCAGCAGCAGAGAAACUGCGGUUACAGGCCGAUGCAGAAGCAGAUGCCCAGGCUCGCCGAAAGGAAGCCCAGGAUCUGCUGCAGCGGCAUGAAGCCAAUAGCAUCGACAGACUUAAGUACUGGCAUUUUCAACCAAACGGCGACGACGCAACACCGGAAGAAAAGCACAAGGAGUUCCCCUCCAAACUCGUGACGCGGUUGUUGUAUGCUUGCAACUACCAAAGGUCAGAGUUGGAGAGACAGCACCGGGACCUGACGCAACAACAUCAGGAAUUGGCGACGCUCCGCCGCACAGUGCAGAGCCACGAGGAUGCAACUCGGGCACUCAAUGCCCGAUUGUUGGACCUGGAACAGGCUGUACCAGGACCAGCUGCUGGAGCUUCCAGCAGUGCACCCUCAAGUUGCCAACUGGAGGACCGCGUUGACCACGUAGUGGCAAUGCUCGGCGACAUCAGCACCUUCGCUGCGCCGACCACCACCAUCAGCAGUCAGCUGCAUUCAUGGAAGACCGAGGUCCAGAAGCUGCAGUCGACGAACGCGGACGACAAUCCGAAGAUGUACAAGAUGCCAACUUUCAACCUGGAGAGGUUCGACGACUACACGCAGCAGAAUCCCGUCCUCUGGUGGGAAGCAUUCACAACGCAACUCAGGAUUCUGCCAGUAGCCAAGCAUGCAUACAUCGGCGCCCUGUUCUUGAACUCAAAGGGUGGAUGCCAGACCUGGUUGAGCCACCUGGCAACCUCCCAUGGCGUCGACGUACCAGACUUGAAGGACGUAAUCACAUGGGAGGAACUAACACGGCUGUGGAAGAAGCGGUUCAUCGUCGACGACGCGCCGACACUCGCCAUCAACCGUUUGUUCACCAUGUCACAGGGCAACAUAGCAACACGGGACUGGCUCACGGAGUGGCAGAAGAUUGCGGCUGUGCCCAAUCUGAACCUACCAUUCCAGCAUCUACGCUGUGAGUUCUACAACAGAGAGAAUGCGCCAAGGCCCCAUCCACUUGGGAAGGAGCUCGCGAGAGAUGUCUUGCUCAAGGCUGAACUCCGCGGCGGAGACCCAAACCAGAUCGCCGGCGCGGAACGAGCAAGGAAGGCGAUUGCGGUUGGCUUGACGGCUCAUCCGUAUUUGUGUCUUCAACAUCUGAUCCCGUGCCUUGACAAGAAGCUCUUGCAUGCGACGAAGGAACGCAAGAUGGUCGUCGCUCUCAGCUGUGCGCGGCAAAGAACAGGAAAGCGAGUACUUUGGCGCCAAAAGCGCCAAGACCACACCCUUGUCGUAUUCGAUGACGAAACUGUGGAAAGGUGGUCGUUAGAGGCCGAGGGUGUGGCGAACAACAGUGAUUCCGGGAAGGGGGAAGUCACUGCUGUCGUGGUCAACAAGGGACGACCACGACCACCAGUUAAGAAGAAGAAGCCACGCUCGUUUCCAGAGCAUCCCGGGAUUGCAGUCGGGAAACCUUGGGAAAAGAAAGAAGGAAAUGAGUUUCCACACAGACCAUCUAUGAUUCCACCAGAUAUGGAUGGCAGAUACGAGGUUGACCGGAUCAUGGAGCAUGGCUACUUCUCUACGGGAGGACGUGGACGACCUCAGAAGCAGUUCAAGAUGGAAUUGGAGAGGCAUGCACCAUGCGCUUUCUCUCCUCUGAUUGUGAAAAUGUCUGAAAAGACAAAAUUGAAGAGCGUAAUGAUGUGGAAAGCCUGGAGGACUGUGACAGCGAUUUCAUAUAGCGUGCUGGCGGGGCCUAGAAUUUCUGCGGAAUCGCUAGCGACCUCGGUGGCAGACCUUUUGAGAUCUGGCAUUCUGAAUGAGGAUAGCGACUUGGAAUCACGGGCCUUCGUUGUAGAUCUGGAUAGAUACUAUAGAGAUUAUGGGUUUGGGGAGGACAUGAACGACUGGUACAAAGAGGAAGAUGUCAUGAGGCCGGACCUGCCCCUGGGACACGAAGGCAGUGGUACCGAGGGGGAAUAUAAGUUAGAUGACUCGUUAGCCAAGGCACAAGAGGACCCGUCGGGGGACACUUCAGAAGCAGUGGAUGCAAGCGACCAGACCACUACCUAGGGUGAUAUUUACCAUGUCCCAAGCCACAUCUCCCUCCCAUUCCCUCUACGAUGAAUGUCUUUAGACAGCGGGCAAAAGCAAAGGAAGGUAAGGUGGAUUGUAAGACACAAGGAAUAAUCAUUAGAAGUUGGGAUAUCAACGAUUUGGGGAACAUUAUGAAUAGCGAAGACGUUGAAGAGAAAAUGAACAACAUAAUCAAAGGAAUCACGGACUGCACAAACAAACAUGCAAACAUCAUAACGCUGCAAGAGACUCACCUCACCUUUUCAAUAAAACAUAACAGAAUCG
Chara braunii is the source of this 8554-nucleotide messenger RNA. The record is from the annotation of a GenBank genome assembly. NCBI's taxonomy places the organism in Eukaryota, Viridiplantae, Streptophyta, Charophyceae, Charales, Characeae.